This is a messenger RNA of Purpureocillium takamizusanense, 1029 nucleotides long. RefSeq lists its product as uncharacterized. The record is from RefSeq and is a predicted model, not a curated record. Gene Ontology annotation, molecular function: nucleotide binding. Bases 1 to 1029 code for a protein of 342 amino acids. The transcript has a single exon. NCBI's taxonomy places the organism in Eukaryota, Fungi, Ascomycota, Sordariomycetes, Hypocreales, Ophiocordycipitaceae.
AUGGACGCGUCUGACGACAGACCAAGGAUUCGCAUCGCAAUCAUUGGCGCCGGACUCAUCGGACCGCGGCAUGCACAACAUGUCAUUGCCAACCACGACACUGAGUUAGUCGCCGUUGUCGACCCAAGUCCUGCCGGGAGACGCCUCGCGGAGGAGCUCGAGGUUUGUCACUACCCGUCUACGACGGACUUGAUCGCGUCUGGCGACGUUCUACACGCGGCCAUCAUUUGCACGCCAAAUGACACCCACAGUGCGGUGGCGAUGCAGCUCUCCUCAGCCGGAAUCCAUCUUCUCAUUGAGAAGCCCUUGGCUGCGGACACUGUCAGCGCAGAGGCGUUGGUCGCACAGCUUGCGCAGUCGCAGACCAAGGUACUCGUUGGCCACCAUCGGCGCUUCAGCCCUUGUAUCAUCGCCGCAAAGGCGGCGUUAGAAGCUGGGUCGCUAGGCCAGAUUAUCGCAAUAAACGGCCUGUGGACACUAUACAAACCGCAGGCCUACUUCGACCCGCCGAGCGAUUGGCGCCGCGGCGACGCGGGCGGCGUUGUCCUUAUCAACAUGAUACACGAGGUGGACUUGCUUCACCACCUGUUCGGCCCCAUUGCUCGAGUGCAUGCGGAAGCUAUUGCGCCGCAGCGUGACUACCGGGCCGAAGAGGGCGCCGCCAUGACCCUUCGCUUCAGGUCCGGUGCCGUUGGCACGUUUCUCAUAUCAGAUGCGACUCCGUCUCCCUUCAACUUCGAGUCUGGCACCGGAGAGAACCCGCUCAUACCCAAGACCGGAAAAGACUUUUAUCGCAUCUUUGGCACCGAAGGGACCCUGAGCGUCCCGGACAUGGUGCUUUGGCACUACAAAGGCAGCGUGCCGAAAUCCUGGCACUCACCUUUGACGGGAAGAGUGGUCCCUACGACGGCAGAGGUUCCGUUCGCGGAGCAGCUGGCCGCAUUUUUGCCGUGUGGUCAGGGGCGAGGAAACCCCAAGCUGCACUCCCGAAGCAGGGCUGGCGGCGCUCAAAGUUUGCGCGGCCAUUAA